Molecule: messenger RNA, 3143 nt
Organism: Trichophyton rubrum CBS 118892
Lineage: Eukaryota; Fungi; Ascomycota; Eurotiomycetes; Onygenales; Arthrodermataceae
Exons: 1
Coding region: 1197-2867 (556 amino acids)
Biological process (GO): chromosome segregation; protein phosphorylation
Cellular component (GO): nucleus; cytoplasm; centrosome
Molecular function (GO): protein kinase activity; ATP binding
Source: RefSeq, a predicted model, not a curated record
CUGCCCGCCGCUGCCAGUGGCUUCUGCUAUGGACAAGAUCUCGCCGUCGAAGCUAUCUCCGUGUUGAACACCGAAAAAGAAAGCUGAGGUCGAAGAGUGGCAGAAAGCUUAUCGAUAACGGGCGGCUCUAAGGUAUCUCCGAUCGACCAAUAAGAGUGGAUUCCUGCCCACACCGCUUUACCCGCAGGCCGCUAGUCCUCUUCAGGCGCUAGCUUUGAUUUCCCGUGACCAACUCUAUUAUUCAUCAUCUGACUAAUCCUUCUACUAAGCAAUUAUCGCCCUGGUUGCUGCGCAACGAGAUCGCAACCAAAACAUUUGAAAAAGGUGCGAGGGAGAAAGAUAACUUCUUCUUCUCCUAUUGCACACCAACUGUCCAGCUUGCAGGCCGUCGCCAAUUCUCGAGGCUCCAGACGCCGUUACUAACAUAAAUAGGUUGUCAUUUCGUUCAUCUUUUACUCUCUAUGUGCGGCUACACCUCGUCUCCUUGACUUUAAUAUCUAUACCUCCAGGUUAAUCAUGGCUAUCGCUUUGGCAGAAGCAGACAAAUAUGAGCUCCUUGAGAGAAUAGGUGGGGGACAGCCCUAAUGGUACCAAUAUGCAUGGCUGUCUGGACUAAUAUUUCGUCUAUAGGAAGCGGUUCUUUUGGUGUGAUUCGGAAGGUUAGGAGAAAGGCAGAUGGAUUCGUAUGUCACCUCCUUGUCGGCAAACUACAAGGAUUCAGUUAUGCUAACGGUUUCUAUAGAUCCUCUGCCGAAAGGAGAUUAACUAUCUCAAGAUGUCCCAUAAGGAGCGUGAACAGCUUACCACUGAGUUCAACGUUCUGAGUUCACUCCGACAUCCCAACAUCGUAGCGUACUACCACCGCGAACACCUCAAGGCGACCCAGGACCUAUACCUAUACAUGGAAUACUGCGGAGGAGGAGAUCUUAGCCGUGUGAUCAAGAACCAUAAGCUGGCUGGUACCUUUGCUGAGGAGGAAUACGUCUGGCGUGUGUUCUCCCAGCUGGCAACCGCUCUGUACCGUUGCCAUUAUGGAGUUGACCCCCCUGAAGCUGGUUCCAAUGUUCUGGGGCCAACACCAAAAUCGUCAGGACUCAAAGGAAAACAGGCCCAGGUCAUGAUCCUUCACCGAGACCUCAAGCCAGAAAACAGUGCGUUAUGCGUGGAAUGUACAAACAUGAUAUGGUAUACAUGGUAUGUUUGCUAACUUCUAUCUAGUCUUUUUGGGAGAGGAUAAAUCUGUCAAGCUGGGCGACUUUGGCCUGUCCAAGCAAAUGGGGUCUCAUGACUUUGCUUCGACGUACGUGGGAACACCGUUUUACAUGUCUCCCGAGAUCUCCGCAGGCGAGAGAUACACCCUGUACUCCGACAUCUGGUCCGUUGGCUGCAUUAUGUACGAACUAUGCAAGAAAGAGCCACCGUUCAAUGCCCGUACGCAUGUUCAGCUAGUUCAGAAAAUCCGUGAUGGGAAAUUUGCCCCUCUGCCAGACGUCUAUUCCAGCGAGCUGAGAAGCGUCAUUGCCAGCUGUCUGAGGGUUAACCCUGACCACCGUCCAGAUACAGCAGCCUUGCUCAAACUGCCCGUGAUACGCCUGAUGAGAAAGGAACAGGAGGUAGUCGAGAUAAGCAAAUCUCUCACAAGCAAGGAGGAGGCUGCUGCACAGAAGCUGAAGGACUUAGAAUUACGUUACGCAAAAAUGGAGAAGGAAAAGGCAGCCAUGAAAGCAGCUAUUGAAAGCUCUGUCCGUCGAGAGUGGGAGGUCAAGGCACGACUGGAGAUCGACCGUCAAGUGCAGAUGGAACUUGAGAAGCUUCGUAGGACUUUUGAAGUGGAGGUUGAGCAACGAGUUGCUUCUGAAAUGCAAAAGUACAAGGAAGAAAUGGCACAGAAGCAUAACGUGAAUCUCUCCCAGCUCGAGUCAGCUCAUCAUUCUUCCAUGGGAUCAAGUGAUGAUACUGAUUUCCCUUCGUCCACCGAUCUGAGCGAGCUGUCGCUUGAUCCUCCUACCCCUGAACAGAAGAAUGCAGGGAAAAAAGGCAACCGUACUCCAUUCAGCCGUUCCAAAACCACGGUUGAAUCCCCAAUGGAUGUCCAGAUGGCAGAGCCAUCGCCGGUUUGCAUUGCCUCCUUGUCGUUAUCCCCGCGCCGGACCGCGGGGACAUCAGCGAAGAAUCUUUUCGCAGAUGGAGGACGUACAAAGCUUAGGUGGGAUGAUGCCAUUGCUAUGUACUCCGAUGAUGAGGACGAUAUCCCUGACCUUCCAUCGCCCACCCGCGCAAAGAUUCAGGCUGAACCCAGCAAGCUAGCACAUCGCCCCAUGAUGCGCCAAAACACCACCGCCAUGAUGCAGAAGCUCACCACUCAACCAGAUCUUUUCCCGGUUACCAAGGCAACAACAGUUCGACCUGCUCAAGCUGCCAACUCGGCUGCACCCCAAUCUACUGAUGGCCGCCAUUCUUCGGCUGACACUAGGAACAAAUCGCCUCAGCGCCGCAUUUCCAAAAUUCCUUCCUACAACAACCUUGCCCUUGAAGGCUCACCAUCGCGAAAGACAGCCAUGAUGCCUCCACCAGCAAAAGCAGGCACUAACCCUGGCGGAGAAGAGAUGUUCAAGGCCAUAAUGCAACGCAACAUGGGCGGAAGAUCUCUCGUUGAGCUAGCCCAAGCCCGUGCUGGUGGCCGCUCCCUUGACGAGCUCAAGCGCCCCGGGGAUAGCAAAAUCCCAGCUACUACUUCAUCUGCACCUGUAGCUGCAACCACCACCGUCGCCCAGCUUGAUCCUCCAGCAACCUGGGACCCAGAGAGAGACGAAAUGCCCAGCCCCUUUUUGGUUAGAAACAAGAAGGUUAUCCGCAACUUCCGAUGAGUCUCUGGCAUGAAAGAGACAAACUAAAGAAGAUUAAAAAAGACAAUAACAUGAACUAAACGAAUGCAUGUUUUCUUUCACGUCAGGAAUAGACUCGUUAUAGGAGACCCUGACAGGCUGGUUUGAUCAUGGGGAUGAGGCAAAGUGAUAAUAAUACCCUUUUUCCCUUUUCUUUUCUUUUCUUUUGCUUCGGGUUUGAGAUAUCGUGCUCGGCAUGAGCGAUGUCAUAUCACCGGAGACACCCCUCCGCUCCCUCCCUUUCCUUUACCCUUUUCA